Larimichthys crocea (large yellow croaker) is the source of this 2570-nucleotide messenger RNA. Its product is annotated as serotransferrin. Gene Ontology annotation, cellular component: extracellular region; recycling endosome; early endosome. Lineage: Eukaryota; Metazoa; Chordata; Actinopteri; Sciaenidae. The record is from RefSeq and is a predicted model, not a curated record. The transcript is spliced from 17 exons. Gene Ontology annotation, biological process: antibacterial humoral response; iron ion transport. Bases 118 to 2190 code for a protein of 690 amino acids.
GCACGCACCCACACAUUAGGAAACCUGAGUAAACUAUGUGUCACAGAGGCUUGCUAUAAAAGCCCGUGGAGCGCUCGGACACGCAGCUCUGCUGACCUGGAGACCCCGCCGUCCAGCAUGAAGACUCUCCUCCUAGUGGCGUUUGUUGGAUGCCUCGCCGCCGUGUCCGCGGCCCCCGCUAACACGGUGAAAUGGUGCCUAAAAUCGGACCAAGAAUAUCAGAAAUGUUUGGCCCUCAAAGCCAAAGCUCCUGCAUUCGCCUGCGUGAAGAAAGACAACACCCUCGACUGCAUCAUCGCAAUCAAGGCUGGUGAAGCAGAUGCCAUCACUUUGGAUGGAGGAGACAUCUACACUGCUGGACUGAACAACUACGACCUGCAUCCCAUUAUUGCUGAGGACUACGGCAGCGCUUCGGACACCUGUUACUACGCUGUUGCUGUGGUGAAGAAGGGCACUGGAUUUGGCAUCAAAGACCUCCAGGGGAAGAAAACAUGCCACACUGGGUUGGGGAAGUCUGCAGGCUGGAACAUUCCCAUAGGAACGCUGCUGUCCAUGAAUCUGCUCCAGUGGUCAGGCAUUGAAGACAGCCCUGUGGACGAAGCGGUGGCCAAUUACUUCCAGGCCAGCUGUGCCCCGGGGGCAGCAGCAGGCAGCAAACUGUGUCAGCUGUGCAAAGGAGACUGUUCCAGGUCCCACAAGGAGCCUUACUAUGACUACGACGGAGCCUUCCAGUGUCUGGUGGAGGAUGCUGGACAAGUGGCUUUCGUGAAGCAUCUCACCGUACCUGCUGCCGAAAAGGACAAGUACGAGCUGCUGUGCAAGGAUAACACCAGAGCAUCUAUCGACAGCUAUAAAACCUGCCACCUGGCCAGAGUACCAGCUCAUGCUGUUGUCACCCGCAAGGACGAACAGCUGGAGGAAUUAAUCUGGACAAGCCUCAAUUCAGUGCAGGGCUUUAACCUUUUCUCCUCAGAGGGCUAUCCAUCUGGCAAAAAUCUGAUGUUCAAGGACUCAACACAGAGGUUGGUGAGGGUGCCACCACAAACUGAUUCCUUCCUGUAUUUGGGUGCUGAAUACAUGGGCAUUAUCAGUUCUCUGAAGAGAGAGCAAACCCCAGCCGCUACAUCCAGUGCCAUUAAAUGGUGUGCUGUGGGCCACGCUGAGACGGCCAAGUGUGACACAUGGAGCAUCAGCGCUGUGACUGAUGACGGCACCGACAUUGAAUGCCAGAAUGCCCCCACAGUUGACGAUUGCCUGAAGAAGAUUAUGCGUAAAGAGGCUGACGCGAUGGCAGUGGAUGGAGGACAGGUGUACACUGCUGGGAAAUGCGGUUUGGUUCCUGUUAUGGUGGAGCAGUAUGAUCAAGGGCUGUGCGGCACCUCUGGAGCCGCCUCCUCUUACUAUGCCGUCGCUGUGGUAAAGAAGGGUUCAGGGGUGACCUGGGAAACCCUGAAGGGCAAGAAGUCCUGCCACACAGGCUUUGGCAGAACAGCCGGCUGGAACAUGCCCAUGGGCCACAUCCACAAACAGACUAAUGACUGUGACUUCACUAAGUUCUUCAGUGCUGGCUGUGCCCCCGGAUCAGAUCCCAACUCUCCAUUCUGUACUCAGUGUGCCGGCAGUGGAAAAGCUGUGGGAGAUGAAUCCAAGUGCAAAGCCAGUGCUGAUGAGCAGUACUACGGCUACGCUGGAGCCUUUAGAUGUCUUGUGGAGGGUGCCGGCGAUGUCGCCUUCAUCAAACACACAAUUGUCCCAGAAAACAGUGAUGGCAACGGUCCAUCAUGGGCUAGCGCUGUGCAUGCUGCUGACUACGAGCUGAUCUGCCCCGGUAAGGGUCCAGUGCCAAUCACCGAUUACGCCUCUUGCAACCUCGGUGCCGUGCCCGCACACGCAGUGGUGACUCGUCCAAAUCUCCACAGCGAGGUGGUCCGUAUUCUCCAGGACCAGCAGUCCAAGUUUGGUCCUGGUGGCAGUGAUUCCUCAUUUGAACUGUUCAAGUCAGAUUCAGGAAAGAACCUCCUCUUCAAGGACUCUACCAAGUGUCUCCAGGAGAUUCAAGAAGCAACAUCCUAUGACCAGUUUUUGGGAACAGAAUACAUGAAUGCCAUGAAAUCUCUCAGGCAGUGCAGCGAUAACACCCCAGAUCUGGAGAAAUCUUGCACUUUCCACACCUGCCAACAAAAAAACUAGUGCCGACGAUGGACGAUGUGGUGCCUCAUUUGGCCUUCAGUGAUUCGAGCACCUUAGCCACACUUCCCACACUAGACCCGAAAAUUGCCUGGUGUAUUUUCCUGCUGAUCUUGCUGUAGACCUGUUUUUUUUUUUAGAAGUUGUAACCAACAUAUCACACCAACCACAUCCUACAGUUCAACUAUUCCACCAUCAGUCAUGUCCUACUGUAGCUGUUGAAACAUAAUGUUACAUUGCCUGUAUUAUUGGAUCAAUGUUAUGUUUUGUUAACACAUGCCUAACUAGCUCCACUUCCACCAGCUACAAGUAAAUGCUACCUAUACAUUGAUUGAUCGGUAUUAAAGUAUUGUAAUAUAAUAAAUAAAAAAAAUCACACAACA